Molecule: messenger RNA, 596 nt
Organism: Merops nubicus (carmine bee-eater)
Lineage: Eukaryota; Metazoa; Chordata; Aves; Coraciiformes; Meropidae
Product: beta-1,4-galactosyltransferase 4-like
Exons: 4
Coding region: 35-559 (174 amino acids)
Biological process (GO): carbohydrate metabolic process
Molecular function (GO): glycosyltransferase activity
Source: RefSeq, a predicted model, not a curated record
GGCUGGCAGCACCAAAUUUAAUCGAGCUAAACUGAUGAAUGUAGGAUACCUAGAGGCCCUAAAAGAAGCAAACUGGGACUGUUUCAUUUUCCAUGAUGUGGAUCUGGUGCCAGAAAAUGACUAUAACCUUUACAUGUGUGACAGACAACCAAAGCACCUUGUAGUUGGCAGGAACAAUACUGGAUACAGGUUACGGUACCAGGGGUAUUUUGGAGGUGUAACUGCUCUGACAAAAGAUCAGUUUUCCAAGGUGAAUGGAUUCUCUAACAACUACUGGGGCUGGGGUGCAGAAGAUGAUGACCUUCGAAUGAGGGUUGAGAUGCAGAAGAUGACAGUGGUCAGGCCAUCUGCUGAUGUGGGCAGGUACACCAUGAUCUUCCACACACGAGACCAAGGUAACGAGGAGAACAGAGAGAGGCUGAAGCUUCUGCGCCAGGUAUCCAAGACAUGGAAGACAGAUGGGCUGAACUCCUGCUCCUAUAAGCUGCUCUCAGUGGAACAUAACCCUCUAUACAUCAACAUCACGGUGGAUUUCAGCACGGGGCCCAAGAUCUCCUAAGGGUGAGCCCCACAGAGGCCACUGGGAACGGCACCAG